UUCCUCCUUUGGCACUCACCGUCACUGGCACACCCUUCUACUCUUGAAAAUAAAAAAGUAUUUUUCAAGGAAAGACACAAAUCUUUUUUUUCAUUUGAGGCUUUGAGCCAGCACCAAGAAAUUAAACUCAACUAGUGUGGGAUCCGGUUCAUAGUGCAAUUUGUUUUCAAACAAUCCCUUCUGAGAUCUGCGUCUGAUCUAUAGAAUUUCGCCAAGUUCCUUCUUUGGAAAUUGAAUAUCACAGUGCUAACUUCCCCUUUUUGCUAGCUCGUAUCUCGCAAUUCAUCAUAUUCUUGGAUUCAGUUUUGCCAAAUCUAGCAACAAUGUCAUCAGCGUCUUUACAUCAAAGACCUCUUCACAAUCCUCUCACAGACCCAAAUCCAUUAUCCCCACCAUCUUCUCAAACUUCCCAAAAAUCCACUUCAUUUCUUCAAAGUCGCACAACCCUUUUGCUCCUUCUUUCUCUUUUGGUAAUUCUCGGAGUUUUCUAUCCAUAUAUUCAGUUUCCUCAAAAUGGGUUUCUGUCCUACACUUCAAAUCCUAGUCCUUUUGAAUCCAAGUGGCGUGACUAUUCCUUGUCUAAAGCUGCAGCCUUUGUGGCCAAGAAUAAUACCCUUAUAGUCUGUAUUGUCAGUGAAGCUUACUUACCCUUCUUGAAUAACUGGUUGAUUAGUAUUGUGAGGCAGAAACAUCAUGACAAAGUGCUUGUCAUUGCUGAGGACUAUGCUACUUUGUUUAAGGUUAAUGAAAGGUGGCCUGGUCAUGCUGUGAUCAUUCCUCCUGUUUUGGAAUCCCAGGCUGCUCAUAAGUUUGGAUCUCAGGGAUUCUUCAAUUUUACGUCCAGAAGGCCUCGGCAUCUUCUGCAAAUUUUGGAGCUUGGUUAUAAUGUCAUGUACAAUGAUGUUGAUAUGGUUUGGUUAGGGGAUCCAUUUCCAUAUUUGGAAGGAAAGCAUGAUAUAUACUUCAUGGAUGACAUGGCUGCGGUAAAACCUCUGAAUCACUCUCAUGGUCUGCCACCUCCAGGGAAGAAGGGCCGGCCUUACAUCUGUAGCUGCAUGAUCUAUGCGCGACCCACCGAUGGAGCAAAACUCAUUAUGAAAAAGUGGAUUGAGGAAAUGCAGAUUCAACCAUGGUCCAGAGCAAAGAAAUCUAAUGACCAGCCUGCUUUCAACUGGGCAUUGAAUAAAACUGUUGAACAGGUCGACAUGUAUCUGCUUCCGCAGUCAGGAUUCCCAACAGGUGGUCUAUACUUUAGAAACAAGACUUGGGUGAAGGAAACCAAGGGAAUGCAUGUUAUUAUUCAUAAUAACUAUAUUGUUGGUUUUGAGAAGAAGACAAAACGUUUCCGUGAUUAUGGUCUCUGGUUGGUGGAUGAUUUUAGUUCUGAAUCCCCGCUUGGCAGAUUAGACUAGAUAGGAAGAUAGUAAAAGAACUCAUGAUAUCCUUUUGGCAAACCAGCAGAGCAGUAAUUCGAACAGCAGCAGGCCAAAUUUCUCUCUUCCUCUAAAGGCUUUGGAAGUUUUAGCAGCUGGUGCACAUGCAUUACCAAUAUCUCAAUCAUUUCAUUGAGUUGAUAUUCUGGGUUGCUAAGCGAAGCACGCCAGAAUGUUCCUUCCUAAAUGCAUAGAUUUUGUAAUUCCAUCUUAGAUUUAUUGAGAACUCUGCUAUUGUUUAUCUAAUGUCUAGUUUGUUCUCAUGUAAAAUGAGUCUGUAUUAGGGACUCCAAAAAUUGCCCUAUUCCUCCCCUUUUUAUACUCCAAUAUUGAUUUGUAUCUAUUCAGUGUACAAGACACGGUAACUUUAUGAAAUACUGAAUGAAAUGUUUUGUAAUAUUUGCUUCAGA
This is a messenger RNA of Solanum tuberosum (potato), 1843 nucleotides long. RefSeq names its product UDP-D-xylose:L-fucose alpha-1,3-D-xylosyltransferase MGP4. The transcript has 4 exons. Gene Ontology annotation, biological process: rhamnogalacturonan II biosynthetic process. Bases 324 to 1412 code for a protein of 362 amino acids. Gene Ontology annotation, molecular function: UDP-xylosyltransferase activity. The record is from RefSeq and is a predicted model, not a curated record. Lineage: Eukaryota; Viridiplantae; Streptophyta; Magnoliopsida; Solanales; Solanaceae. Gene Ontology annotation, cellular component: Golgi apparatus.